UUUGUUUACAUUUAUUUUUCUUAAAGAAUAUUAUUUAUUGCUGCCAUGUCAGAUAAAUUUAAAGUUAUUGAUCAUGUUACAUUUGAACAACUGCAACAGAGUAGCAAAUCUGCUAUUGCAACAUCCGCAGUUCCUAAAAUUCGCAAUGCAAAAUAUAAGCGUAUGGCUGCAGCAGCUGAUAGCGGCUUUAAUUUGCUACAAUUUGUGAAAAAGGCGGAUCGUGGUGGUAAACAAGCCAAGAAGCGAAAACAUAAGGUGACGAAAAGGAUAUUAGAUGAACGUUUCAAGCAUUCAUUCAGGAAAAAAGGCAAACAACGAGAAAAUGGUAGUAAACUAAAGAUAAGUCGUUUAAAAAAGUCUGUAUUGCGAUACAGACAACUAAAACGCAAUCAGGAGAAAAUGCAGGAUGAGAUUGUAACUCAGUUGGAGGGUUUAAAACUUGUCGCUAAUAAUGCACCAACAGAGGUGGCAAGUGAAAAAAGCCGUAUACAUUCUGGGCGUUUUCGUGAUUAUUGCGAGAAUUGCACAACGCCUACGCUGAAGCAACACACUGAGCGCUUGCUUAGAGAAUUAAAUCGUUUCCAACGAAGAGCAUAUGUCCAAAACGAGAUAAAGGCCCGUGCUCAUCGUCGCCUUGUGAUAGGCUUUCGAGAAGUGCAAAACUUUUUGUCCAUUAGCAAAGUGAAAUUGGUCAUAAUUGCCACAGACUGUGAAAGAUGUGAGGGAACAGCUGGCUUGGAUGAGACCAUAUCUAACAUCAAGAGACUAUGUCAUGACCAACAGAUUCCCAUAUGUUUUCCAUUGCAAAGAAGGCAAUUGUCGUACAUGCUGUACAAAAAGGCAUCGAUAAGUUGCAUAGGAAUUUUAGAUUACGAUGGUGCCCGAGAGACAUUCCAGCAAUUGCUUGUAGCAUUAAAUGAUGCAAGGGAAAUGUAUAGAAAAAUGCAGCAUUGUAAUACAACAUGAAAGGAAAAUUUUUAUACGACAUUAUUAAGCAACUUGAAAUGAGAUUUUUUUUUGGCAAAUUGGUUUUAAUAAAUUAAUCCUUUUAAAAAAA
Stomoxys calcitrans (stable fly) is the source of this 1057-nucleotide messenger RNA. RefSeq names its product selenocysteine insertion sequence-binding protein 2 (gene Sbp2). Gene Ontology annotation, biological process: selenocysteine incorporation. Lineage: Eukaryota; Metazoa; Arthropoda; Insecta; Diptera; Muscidae. The coding region runs from base 46 to 966 and encodes 306 amino acids. Gene Ontology annotation, cellular component: ribonucleoprotein complex. The record is from RefSeq and is a predicted model, not a curated record. Gene Ontology annotation, molecular function: mRNA 3'-UTR binding; ribonucleoprotein complex binding; selenocysteine insertion sequence binding. The transcript has 3 exons.